Emericellopsis atlantica is the source of this 1839-nucleotide messenger RNA. Its product is annotated as OrdA protein. The transcript has 2 exons. Gene Ontology annotation, molecular function: oxidoreductase activity, acting on paired donors, with incorporation or reduction of molecular oxygen; iron ion binding; heme binding. Bases 90 to 1697 code for a protein of 535 amino acids. Lineage: Eukaryota; Fungi; Ascomycota; Sordariomycetes; Hypocreales; Bionectriaceae. The record is from RefSeq and is a predicted model, not a curated record.
CACGUUGCUCUAUACCAUUACGAAGUAAUAAGAUCGCUAAAUAUUGAACUCUAGAUGUUAUUCUUCACUAGGACCUAGCUCUUGCUAUCAUGGAGUUCCUCCAUAUCCUCGCGCUCGUGGCCACCGCCAUUUGCACAUACCUUCUCUACUUGCGAUUCACCACAGAUGCUACUCUGCCUCUUCCACCUGGGCCCAAACCGCUGCCCCUCCUAGGCAACAUCGCCGACUUCCCUCCCGCAGGCGUGUCCGAGUCUGAGCAUUGGAUCAAACACAAGAAUGCGUACGGCGGCAUCUCUUCCGUUACUGUCAUGGGCAUGACGCUGGUCAUAAUCCAUGACAAAAAGAUGGCGCACGAUCUACUGGAGCAGCAUGCUUCUCAGACGUCUGGACGGCCCAGGAUGGUCAUGGCGAACAAGCUGUGCGGCUAUGAGUCUAUUGUGCUCUGCCAGGGGUAUAAUCCAACCUUCAAGCGCUGCCGGAAGCUGCUUCACCGCGAGUUAGGGACAAUGAAAUCUGCGGCCCAGUUCCUGGGCGUCCAGGACAUGGAAGUCAAGCGACAGCUCGUGCGCGCACUCAAUGAGCCCGACAGAUGGCUAGAUCACUUCAAGACGACUGCUGGCGCAACUGUGCUCAAGAUGGCGUACGAUUACGUAGUUGAGCCUCACAAGCCGGAUCCCCUCGUCACCCUCAUCGACAAGAUGAUGACCGAGUUCUCGCUUGCUGCUUCCCCCAUGGCCUGGGCAGUGGACAUUUUCCCUAUACUACAGCACCUUCCGGAAGGAUUUCCAGGCGCAGGAUUCAAAAAGACAGCCCGCAAGUGGCGACGCAGUAUUGAAGCCACCGCUUACAUCCCCUAUCACUUUGUACUGCGUCACAUGGAUGCCCACACAAACAACCCGUCCUAUGUCUCGAAGCUUGUGCAGCAAUGCAAAUUGGAGACAGGUGGCGAGGAACUCGGGCAAGAAGAUUCUGAGGCUAUCGCCUGGACAGCUGCUAGCUUAUACGGCGCGGCCGCUGAUACCACCGUCAUUACUUUGACCGCCUUUACCCUGGCCAUGCUCCAGAAUCCAGAAGUCCAGCAACGUGCCCAGGCUGAGAUUGACCAUGUUGUUGGUACCGACCGUUUGCCUACCUUUGCGGACCGCGACAAUCUCCCCUACAUUACAGCUCUAGUCAAGGAAUCGACACGCUGGUGGCCUAUUUCGCCAAUGGGUUUCCCUCAUACUGUGACUGAAGCUUUCGACUAUAACGGCUAUCAUAUUCCCAAGGAUGCCAUGCUUCUCCCCGCAGUGAAGUGGUUCCUCCAUGAUCCCUCGGUAUACGCCGAUCCUGAGCAAUUUGACCCUGCGCGUUUCCUGAGCCCACGAAACGAGCCCGAUCCCACGGUGGAGGCGUUUGGAUACGGUCGCAGGAUUUGCCCGGGUCGCUUCUUCGCCGACCAGAGCCUCUUCCUUAACAUUGUCCAUUCGCUCGCCUGCUUCAGUAUCCGACCAUUGCUGGACAGGGCGGGCGAGCCAGUUCCAGUAGAUGCCAAGCCCAAGCCGGGCAUCUUGAGCUACCCGACAGCGUUUGACUUCAAGAUCGAGGUAAGAAGUGAGAAGCAUAAGAGCUUGAUCCUAGCAGCUGGAGAGGAGGUGCCGCUGGAGCCUAGUGAUGCUCGCCAUCUAGAGAGCAUAGAAAACUUUGAGGCAAAGUAAUUUCGCGAACUUGAAUAUAUCCUUUAUUUACCUCCGGAACACGAGACAUAUAUCUUACCUACCAGUGCUUCGGACCGAUAAUUUCACCACUAUUUGGAUCCAAUGUCUUCGUAACGGCCGUCCCCAGUGCGUCAAGAUUAUU